Molecule: messenger RNA, 2487 nt
Organism: Talaromyces rugulosus
Lineage: Eukaryota; Fungi; Ascomycota; Eurotiomycetes; Eurotiales; Trichocomaceae
Exons: 4
Coding region: 1-2487 (828 amino acids)
Biological process (GO): regulation of DNA-templated transcription; DNA-templated transcription
Molecular function (GO): zinc ion binding; DNA-binding transcription factor activity, RNA polymerase II-specific; DNA binding
Source: RefSeq, a predicted model, not a curated record
AUGGCUUCGGCCGAAGAUAUGACAGUGGGUCUCGGACAGCAAAACCCGAUGAUUUCGCAAGGUGAAGCCAAGCCAAAUCCACAUUGCGCAUUUCUUGGCGCUGCAAAGAAGUCGGCGUAUUUCCGGACAAUGGCAGGUGUAUCUGGCUAUGCGAAUAGACACCCACAAUUAGUUUCUAUGGCCGUGCCAGCACCAUAUGUCACCUUUCGUUCGACUAUGGCGUCAGACAGUCAAGUCGCCAGGCAACAGUAUGCGUGUGCUAUAUGUGUUCAACGCAAAGUCAAAUGUGACAAGCGUCAGCCAUGCUGUUCUGCUUGCUCCCGCUCCUCGCUGCCUUGCAGAUAUCGCAGUUCACCUCCAUCACAACGUCGCAAGAGGAAAGCGUUUUCUGCUGUUACCGAAAGUGUUGGCAGCAGCCGACACGACCCUCACAACCAUGCUACUCAUCAUCAUCAAAAUAGUCUGAACCAAGCAUUGUUGGACAGAUUGAGGGCUCAUGAAACAACAAUGCGAAAUGCAGGAAUAUCAUUCCAGAGUUUUACGAGUGAUCUCAAUCAUCCUCACCCUCCUGAUAACCAUCCACAUCAUCUUGAAGGUGGUCAACACAACGAGGAAAAUGAUGUGAACGCUCAAAGCAGCACGCAACAACAACACAUACCAAACAAACCAGCCAUACCAAUGCAGGUAAAGACAAAUACUUCUCGAUCUCAUGCACUUCGGCUUCAUCGGGGAACUUUAAUCCCCGAGUAUGGAGGAAAGCGGUACUACGACCAUGGAUUUAUUGGAAUUAUGGGCCAAGAAUAUAGGCAAAGCUUGACCAAUCAGCCCAAGCUACAAAGAUCGACAAGUGGCAGGCCUCUCUCAAUGCAGACAGAAGCAACUUCAGAUCUACUAGCGGUUUCUGUUCUGACUAAUAUGCCGUCAUCAGCUGCAUCCAUGCAUACGCCAAGUCAUGAACAUCGGUUAUUUCUGUCAGGCGCCGACAAAGUGAGAUACUGGGAUAUAUUUAUGGAGAAUGUUCAUCCUUUAACAAAGAUUGUUCAUGCACCGAGCAUGUGGCAGCUUAUAUUUGAUGAAGAUUCUAGUAUACCUAAUAAUAUGACGGGCAGUAACAAAGCCGAUGCUCUCCUGUAUGCUAUAUGUGCAUGCGCUGUUUCGUCUCUAGCAGCCACUGAAUGUGAAAGAGUGUUCAAGAGCAACCAGCUUGAGCUACUUAAUAAUUUUCAGUCUGUGGCAAGAAAUAUCCUAUUUGAGUCAUGUUUCCUCAAGGUUCCAGACCUUGACUUACUGCGGGCACAUGUGCUCUUGCUGACAUCAAUGCUACACAACUCAGAAGCUUAUCCACUAUGGACGUUGAUGGGAACUACAAUUCGUCUCGCCCAAUCCCAAGGUCUUCAUCGCGAUGGCACAAAUUUAGGUCUCUCGUUAUUUGAAGUUGAGAUGCGUCGUCGUCUUUGGUGGUACAUUGUAACCCUGGACGCACGACUGACGGAGAUCAUAGGAGGCGAAAGCUCGUUACCAAAAUCCAUGGAUGCUUUAUUGCCGUCCAACCUCAGCGACGAUGACUUGAGCCCAACAAUGACAUGUUAUCCUCAUAUCCAUACAGGAGCAUCUGAGAUGACAUUUUGUUUGGUUCGCUACGAGAUUGCCCGCUUCCAGUGCGAACGCGAAUCCUCUCGAUCAGACCAUCUUUCAACACCGUCACGAGCAACCCACCCCAGAAUAGACGGGGGAGAGCGUGGUGGCUUUUCUGGGUUAGAAAGUGUUUUGGAGCAAAAGUAUCUCCGUUUCUGUGACCCUGUGAUCCCGCUACAACUUUUGGCGACUACCACCGCACGCUCCACGCUCUGUAAACUAAAACAAAUGGCUAUCCACAGCAUAAACCGCUCGACCCCGGAGGAAGGCCAUGCGCUACAGCACCCGGUAGAUACUGAAGAGAAUUACCGAAAGACAUUUAGUCUUGCUGUUCGAAAUGUCCGGUACGACAACCUUAUUCAUUCAACUAGAUCUCAGGGUAAAUAUCUUUGGUUUGUCAACUUUCACAUCCCAUGGGGUGGGCCAGUUUAUGUGCUCAAAGCUCUCGCCUACCGCCCUGAGUGGGACAGCGACAUGGAAGCAGCCUGGGAGCAGAUUGAGGAGCUUUAUGAUCACCAUCCCGAGUAUCUUGAGAAUGACAAAGAUAUAUACCACAUUCUUCGCGGGCUGACGCUGAAAGCCUGGUUUGCAAGAGAAGGUGCUUUAAAAGCAAAAGGAUUAUCAGUGCUUUCAGAGGUCCAGAACCCUGCCUUCGUCACAGCUAUUAAGGCAAGAGAUUCUAAACAUGGACAGCCACCACCACUUGGCAGUAAUAGAGGAAUCCCACCCCAUCAACGAACAAUUGAUCCUGCAUCAGUCACGAGUGGCUUAGAUGAUAUCUCAUCCGCCGACAUCGAACUGCUGGACCCCUUAUUUGCCUCGAGUGAAUGGGCUAACUGGUCUGUUUAUUGA